AUGACACUUUCCAACCGAUGUCAGAGCAGGCUCUGCGAUUAUUUCGUUGUUUGUGGAUUAGACAUCACAUCUGGUUUGGAACCAGAUUAUUUGUCUGGUGAUGUCUUGUGCCCUCCUAUUAGGAGGUCUUUUAAAGGUAAAGUUCUGCAACAUUUUCCAAAUAACAAUUCUGGAAAUCCUUUUGACAAUGAUUCAAUAUGCAUGCUUAGUUUGCCCAAAGGUUUACAAUUUGCUACUCAAAAACAAAUUAUCGAACCAAAUUUUCACAGUUUUGUGGUUACAAGAGAAGAUGGUAGUCGUUACUAUGGUUUCUCAUUUAUUUUUUAUGAAGAAGUUAAAAAUAAGCAAGUUUGCAAUGCCAUGCAUACUCUUCAGGCCAUGUACCUAACGGAGUUAUCCAGUGCAAAUUUUACUAAAAAUAAGCAAUUUAACAAUUCAAAAUCAUUACCAAAGCAUUUCAAAAUAUCAAAUAAUCAAUCAUCACAUUAUUACGAUUGCAAUAAAGACAUUCUUUAUGUAACUAAAAGUAUUGUUGUAGUCAUGCAAUUGCCUUUUGUUACAGCAAGUCAAAAAUUUUUGUAUGCUCUGCACAAGUAUGCAUUUUCAAAACAUGAAGUUCCUGAUGAGCUCUCUUUAGAAAGCUAUGUAUAUUAUUUUUUGUAUGAAAUUCCUAUGCCUCAACCAGGUCGAAGUGUUCAAUUUCAAAUAGUCAACUUAAAAGAAAAUUUAAUUCUUCAAAGACCGAUUUCAAUAGAGGAACUUCCAAUAUUAGAUUUUUCAAUACAUUCGCUAUUUACUUUGCUCAGUGUUGAUGUCAUUUUGCAAUUAUUCACUUGUAUAUUACUUGAACACCAAGUUUUAUUAUGUUCCUCGGAUUUUCAAACACUCAUGUUGGUUGCUGAAUGUUUAACUAGUUUGCUUUUUCCAUUUUCUUGGCAACAUGUUUAUGUUCCCAUACUACCCAAUAGUCUUCAUCAUUUUCUCGAUGCUCCCGUUCCUUUUAUAAUGGGAAUACACUCUUACGAUGCUCAAAUCAAACCUACCGUUUCAGGAGACUGGUGUUAUAUAAAUAUUGAUAAUAACGACAUUGAAAUACCAGAAGAAUUGCCAACGUUUCCAAAAUUCAACGAAUUCCGUAGCGAAAUAUAUAAUUUACUUAAAAAAUUUAAUAUUUCGGCAAACGUGACGAAUCCUUCUAAAUUUUUCAAUACCAUGACAAAUAGCGUGAUAGUCUUAGAUUCUGAGGGUAAAAGUUCUGAUCAAAAUCGUAUAAAUCAUUAUUUAAAAAAAAAUUCCGAGGAAAUCGAAGAAUUGGAAAAAAAUAAUUUCAAAGACGUUCAUAAUAAUUGGACAUACGAAGACGAGCUUAAAUUUAAUAAUAGCGUUCGCGAAACUUUUCUAAAUAGAUUUGUUAACAUAUUUCAUUCGUACGAGCAUUUCGUCAUAUUACCAAACGAGAAAGAAAAAACGGAAUGGCUUAGAGAACGGGAAACGAUGCAAAAUUUUGAUAAAGCGACAUUUUUAUCCGACCAAGCAACUCAUCAUCUUCCAUUUCUUUCGCAAUUUUUAGAAACUCAAAUGUUUGCAAGUUUUAUAGAUUCUAAAAUUUUAGCCACGUUUAACGAAAUCGAUCCGAAUUUGAGAGUUUUCGACAAACGUAUUAAAAAUUCAAGAAAACGUAAUUGUAGGGAUGUAACUGGCAAAAAAGAAAAACACGAAAGUUGCGAAUCUGCAAUACGGGAGUCGUUGCUUCUCCUCGAAAAAAGGUUUUCGACCGUCGACGUUUUCGUUCCGGCUCCCACAGAAGUUUUACGCUGUAGCGAACCUAUAAAAUAUUCUAAUAAAACACCUGGCGUUUUUCCUUUCUUAGAUGCAUCGGCUUUGAAUAAAGAACCUGUUAAGAGGAAUCCACCGUAUAUUCAAUGGCCGCAACAAAGAAAACAAAAUGAUCUUUUAAACGAUGAAAAUUCCGGUACGACGUUGUCAAGCAUUAGUUAUCAUAAUAAAUUAAAUAAAAAUACAUCGGCUUUAGAUCAAAGUCCGGCAAGGUUGGCUCAAGCAAAUUGGAACUUUGUCGAAAAACUUUUGAAGGAUUGCAAACUCAAAACGAAUCGUAUGGUACUGGAAAAAAUGGGAGCCGAGGGUUUGAUACUGGGUAAAGAACAAAUUGGUAACAUCGAAGAGAACACAUUGAUAGCAUCGUUGUGCGAUUUACUCGAAAGAGUUUGGUCACAUGCCGUCCAACAAAAACAAGGGAAAUCAGCACUUUGGAAUCAUUUGUUGAAAUAUCAAGAAUACGAAGAAAACAGUUUGAAAACCCCCGAUAUAAAUUACGUAAAAAAGGACUCUUCGUCGUCUUUGGGAAGGCACGUGGAUAAAAAUUUAUCACUGGGUAAUAACUCUUCGGUCACUCCAGAUUUUCGAUCACUCGAUAGAAAAUAUUUAGAUUCGACAAAUGAAAAUGCUUUGUUGACUCCCCUCCCGCUUUCUGUUACUUUCGAUAUAAAAAAUGUUCAGGCUAUGACCGAGAUAAAAUCUCAAAUCGGUUACGCAAGAGCUUGGAUUCGUCUCGCGUUGGAAAAAAAAUUAUUGUCCUGGUAUUUGCACAAAUUGUUAUCGGCCAAAGAUUUAUUGAAAUCCCAGUACAAGAGAAAUGCUUUUCUUCGAUGCGAAGAAGAAAGAGAACAAUUUCUAUACCAUCUUCUCAGUUUAAACGCCGUCGAUUAUUAUUGUUUUACAAACACGUACCUGACGACGAAAUUGCCAUACAGAGUCAUUAUUAUCCCUUCGAAAAAGUUGUACGUUUCUACUGUUAUUUCAAAUGCUUGGGUAGCUAUUUCCGGUACCAUCGGAGAAACUUCGCAAGUUUCCAUUCCGAAAGGAUCCAUGGAUUUUAUCGUCACGCACAAAAAUUUAGGAAUGUUGACGAGUUUAAGAAUAGGACAAGACACGAAUGGGACUUCGGGGAAUUGGAUGCUUGAAAAAAUAUUGAUUCGAUGCGAAGUCACCGGUCAUACUUUUAGGUUUCCGUGUAGAAGAUAUUUGGGAAAAGGAGUCGAUGAUGGGAGCUCGGAACGUUUACUAAUAGCCGAAUUAAUACGGUCAAAAGAAGAUUUAAAUGUUAAUGAUACUUCUUGUAAUGCUAAAAUUAAUAAUUUAGUUCAGUGUAGGAGUCCUCUUUUGUCGAGAAAAGAAAAUAAAUUGAGCCUAUCAGAAAUUCAACACAUGAUAGGUGAUUCUGUAAAUAGCGUCGUUAAAUAUUUUCACAGAUUUGCAACUUCUCGACAGCGGGAAAAUCGUGCUAAAUUAACUCCUCUCCUUUGUGGUGAAAUGGGUCUCGUUCAUUCAUUAGAACAAGCUUUUUUGUACGGAUUCAAAUCGAAAAGUUUCUUCGGUCGAAAUUUAUAUUUAUGGGAUUAUUUUCUUCGAGUCAAAGAACAAUUUGAUAUACUCUUACAAGAAAGUCGUUAUAAUAAACACGCGGAUGCUGGAUCUUCGCUGGAUAGAAAAUUAAAAAAUAUCAAUUUGCGACACGAUGAUAAUUCGGAUAUUGAAAAUGAAAAUAACACGGGGAGGCAGAGUAGAGAGAAAAUGAGGAGACGACCCGAUUUGGAUCACAUUCCGAGAUCAUCCGGAUUGCAAACUUUUGCCCCGCAUAAAAAUGUCAGGAAAAAUUCUCAGACGAGAACAAACACGCAAAAAGACAAUGCAACCGAAUGUAAUAAAAUGACGAAUUCGACGACGGAUUCAAAUAAAUUGGUUAUGGAAAAAUUUAGGGAAAUUGUAUCGAAAAUAGAAAAUUGUCCGAGGCCGUUUGGAAAAGAUGGAAAAUUUCAAAGAUUUAUAUGUUUUGGAGUGAGUUCGAUAACUUCCGGAAUAGAAAUAAAUAAUUGA
Molecule: messenger RNA, 3894 nt
Organism: Pediculus humanus corporis (human body louse)
Lineage: Eukaryota; Metazoa; Arthropoda; Insecta; Psocodea; Pediculidae
Product: Rab6-interacting protein, putative
Exons: 23
Coding region: 1-3894 (1297 amino acids)
Molecular function (GO): small GTPase binding; guanyl-nucleotide exchange factor activity
Source: RefSeq, a predicted model, not a curated record